Molecule: messenger RNA, 4346 nt
Organism: Diachasmimorpha longicaudata
Lineage: Eukaryota; Metazoa; Arthropoda; Insecta; Hymenoptera; Braconidae
Product: ribosome-binding protein 1
Exons: 11
Coding region: 398-3991 (1197 amino acids)
Cellular component (GO): endoplasmic reticulum membrane
Source: RefSeq, a predicted model, not a curated record
GCAUAAAACGUGUCCACCAAUCCUACAAUUUCAUUCUCAACAAUAGGCGUGUCUUAUUCACACACACACAGUACACAUUUAAUCCCUAAAAUGUCCAAAUACGCACUAAAACAAAUUCACCGAGUGAGAUUUUGUUCCUGUGUGUUCCGGGAUCGGCCAUAACUCUCCCUCCGAGUCACCCAAAAGAUAUUUCUUCCCCCAUUUACAACCGUGGAAUUCCCAGUUGGACUUUUUGAUACCGUUGUAACAUUUCGUCGAAGGUAGAACGUAUACGUGGAUGAUAGUGGCCACAUUUGUCCAGAUAAAUUACCCCUAACAAUACAAUUUAACUAGAACUUUACCCCUAUUGUUCAUUUGUUGAGCCCUACAACUUCGAUUAUCGGCGUAACACAGGGAGAUGGACUUGCAGGCUGGUCUGGUGUACGUUGGGAUUGUUGUCGUGUCGGCAGUGGUGAUAUUCCUCGUCUCGAUAUUCGGAAUGAAGGAGAAGUCGUACGAGGAGGCCAUCGCCGAGCAGAGGAAGCUACCGGAUGAUUUACUUCUGGGGAAAAAGGAGAAAGGAAAAGAGAAAAAACAUAAAAAUAAAGCUGGAAAAAAGGUGAAGGAGAAGAAGGAGGAGAGGGAGGAUAAGGACGAGAAGGAUGAAAAACCAGAGCACGUGCAAUUCGAAGAGACUCCCCAGAUUCUACCCCCCGAACAACCAGUCCAGGAGGCAUGCAAGGGCAAUAAGAAGAAAAAUAAACCUGAAAAGGUUAAACCAAUUCUUGUUAACAAGGAUGAAUCGCCAGUUGUUGUAGCAGACACAAUAGCAACUUUAAAUCCAUCCCCUGACGUCAAUCAUUUCGAUAUUAUUCACCCUAAGGAUGACCUUGAACUGAUACGCAGUCAGAGUAAGGAGAAUUUGUCUCAAAUAAAUCAGGCAGAGCCAGUCGUGAAUAAAUCUCCAAAAGAAACUCCAACAAAAUCCAAAAGAGCUUCAAAGCUCCUCCAGAAGAAGGAAUCAUUAGAAACCGAAUCAUCACUUCAAGCACCUCGCCCACCCCCUCAGACAUCCACCCCAGCCCAGCCGACCGCACCCCUCCCAGCCGCCGCCCCAGUUCCCCUGAAAGAGUCCUCGAAGAAAAACAAGAAGAAGAACGAUAUCCUGGCGCAGAUCGGGGGUGAAAAGGACGGAAUCAACGUAUCCCUGCUGAUGCCACUGGUUCAAAAAGCUGAAUUAAGUCGUUCAGAGAUUCAAAUUCUCAUCGAUCAGCUCCUGAACAAACAGCUGGACAAUCCCCUGGAGCAUUCAGAGUGGACAGAGGGCCGUACCGACCCAGUAAUUAAGCUUAAAAAACAAUUAGCUGAGAAGGAGAAGGCACUGACUGAGGAACAUGAAGCCAGUGUGACAUUCCAAAAUAAAUUGAAGGAACUUCGUGCUGAAUUGAAUUCCGAACGUUCACGAUUAACUCAGAAUGUCAAACAGCUGGAGGAGGCAUUGAAUAAUAAGAUGACUGAGGCACAGACUCUGCACACUCGUAUGCAGCAUAUUUUGGAGAGUCAUGCUGCAGAGAAGCAGGGCUUCUCACGUCAGAUUGAACAGCUCCAGGCGAAGGUCAACGAAGAUGCUGCGAUAAUUCACAAGAUGCAGGCUGAUCAGGGCCAGACACAGGGACAUCUCCAGAAGGAAUUGAAUGCACAGCGUCAGCAGCUGGAGGCUCAGUUCGUCCAGAUGAGGGAGAAUGAGAAGGCAUUGCAAGCACAACUUGCUCAAAAGCACGUUGAAUGUCAGGAAUUGCAGAAUGUCAACAUGACAAUGACCCAGGAACUUCAGGCUACGUGUGAAUCAAGCACUGCUGAGAUUGAAAUGCUUCGUCAACAAUUGGCUAUAAUGCAGGAACAGUUUAUGCAUGCUGAAGGACAGCUUCAACAUUACAAAGAAACUGGUGAUCGUCUUCAGGAUGUGGCGAGACAACUUGAAGAGUCACACAGAGCACAGGCUGAUUUAGAUCUACGAUUGAAAAAUGCUCAUCGACAUGAACAGGAUAUUCAGAAACAAAUUCAAUCGCUUCAAGGGGAGUUGAAGAUUGUCAAGGCUGAGGCGAAUGAAGCAUCUGCUCUGAAUGGUGAACUCAAUAAGGUACAGGGGGAGUUGAUGAAAUUGAAGAGUGAUUUAUCACAUUCGCAGAGUGAGGCCAAGUCUGAGGCGAUGGAAAUUACGAAUCUCAGAGGUCUUCUUGCUGGAAAAGAGGAGGAGCUGAAGGGAGUUCAUGGUGAAAUGAAGAUGGCUCUGGGUGAAGUGAAAAAAUUGGAGGUUAAGGUUGAUGAUUUGAUGGGUGAAUUGGCAAGAGUUAAGGGUGAAUAUCGUGAGCUUCAAGAAGAGCAGAAUAAGGACAGGAAUCAAGUGAAGUGUCUUCAGGAUAAAAUCACUAUUGCUCAAGAGGAAAUAUCCAAGAGUUCUGUUUAUGUUAAAGUCGCUAAUGAUGCAACAAGUGAACUCAGUGCUGUCAAGGCUGAACUGGAGAAGAUGCAGAGUGGUGUUAAAAAAUCAGUUGAUGUUAAUUUACAAUUGACAAAAUUGCAGGAGGAGAAUUAUAAACUUGUUCAGCAGAUUGGUGAGGUACAGAGGGAGGUGAAGCUGGUGAGGGAUGAGAAUGAACGACUUGUUAAUGCACGACCUGUCGCAGAGGGACGUGAAAAUGGUGUUGAGGAUAAGAGGGUCAAUAAUUUGGAGAGUAGUAUGAUUAAGCAGAAAGACUCGGAGAUUGAUGAGUUGAGGGAGGAGUUGAGUAGGAAGGAACUGGAGUUCGAGAUGCUGAGGGUGAUUGUUGAGGGACUUAAGAGCGAUGUGACGAGUCAGAGUGGCUUGAGGAAGAAGUUGGAGGAGGAUUUGGAGGUUCAAAGGUCAAAGAACAACGAAUUGAGAACUAAAAACUGGAAAGUGAUGGAAGCACUGUCUGCCGCAGAGAUGCGUUCUAAAAAUCAUGGAAAAUGUGUUGAUGACGAUUUGGAGAAAAUAAAAGCUGCAGAGCAGGAAUCAACGAAAUUCCUCCUUCAGAGAAUAUUCCCAGACAUUAAAAUUCAAGAAAAAUCGUAUGACAAAUGGAUAACUGCCUUUGAACAACGCGUUAAUAUUGUGUUGACGCAAACAACCCCUAACAAUGGAGAAGAUACAAAUGCAGAUAUAGAAAAACAAAAUAAGAAUUUACAGGGAAUGGUAUCUCAUUAUCAACAAAUUAUCGUUGACACUGAGGGAAUGCUAAAUAAUCUCCAGAGUCAUGUGGAGUCUGAGGAGUCCAGGUGGCAGUCAGAGUUAAGACUUAAAGAAAAUGAAAUUGCCAAUCUCAGGGUAGAGCUGAAGGAACUCCUGGGGAAGACCAACAUCAGCGAUAAGCUUCAAGAACAAAUAUCAACCUUGGAGUCUCGUUUGGCUGCUGAAGAGACCCUGAAGGAGGAAGCUAAGGCUGAAUUAGUGGCUCUCAAAUCCACACAACAGUCGGCCAAAGGUGGUGGGGUGAAUUUCCUUCAUUUAGAACAGCUUCAAGAGGAAAAACAAAGACUAACUCAAGAACUUGAAGCCGAACGCGUUGAUUUGACAAAUCUUCACGUGGAAUUGAAGACAUUACGAUCUGUUGUGGAGAAAAAUGAAGCUGAAUUAUCUAGACUGAAGAAAGUAGCCAGUGGUGCUAGCAGUACCCCAGAUCAAUCAUCAAUGAAUGGCCCCCCAUCAACCGAUCCAUCGAAGCCUGAGCAAACAAGAACUUCAGAAUCACUGAUUACUGUUAUUGAAACUAAAAUAACAAAGAGCGCUGGUAGUGAUAAAUGUACAAUAGACGAUAAAAAAAUGAUUCAAUCAACGCAAGAGAGUGACAACAGCUCAAUGACCUCUGAAUUAAAUACUAAUAAUUUUCAUACGACGGGUAAUGAAUCACAGACAUGCUGGAAUCCAAUGAAUGGCCAGCAGCAAAAAAAACACAAGAAAAAGAGGAAGGGUGGUUCAGGAAAAAAGUAACAUCUAGAACAAAACUACGCUAAUGAAGAAUUGUAUCUCGAGAGUUGGUAGAGAAUGCGAUAAAAAAAGACUAAUAUAAUAAUUGAAUAUUAUUGAAUAAUGUUUAUUAUAUAAAAAAUAUCAUAUUUUAUUAUGUGGGAAAAAGUAUAAAGGAAUAAACAAGCAACAGACGUGAGUAGACUUGAUACAAGGGAUUGGUAGACGAACAAAAACAAUUGUAAAUGAAAGAAAAUCAAGGGAAAACAAAAAAAAAAGGGAAAGAUAACAUCACCAAUUUUCCAAUCACCAUUUGUAGACAUUUUUUUGAUGAUUAUUGAUGAACAAAUAAAUGCAAUUGAUUGAAUUAUUAAUUAGA